Messenger RNA from Sphaeroforma arctica JP610, 609 nucleotides. RefSeq lists its product as hypothetical. NCBI's taxonomy places the organism in Eukaryota, Ichthyosporea, Ichthyophonida. The record is from RefSeq and is a predicted model, not a curated record. The transcript has a single exon. The annotation marks the transcript as partial.
AUGGCGAGUCCGAAGAUCGUCCGAUGGCCUAAUCACUUCGACACUCUAGAGGCCGUACUUGCAUUCGCACGUGACUAUUGGCCUCAAUAUCCCGUAUACAGCAAUCUUGCAUCUGCUAAUACACACUUAAUCGCAUUCGGUAAACUUAUCGACGAACUACGUAUAGACCGCCAGAAAGUGUACGCCUCUAUAACUACCGCCUUAGCACAUGUGACAUUUGCUACGAGCGACCUGUACCACGCACGUAUACACAAUCAAGAUUUACAGACCGAGCUCGACAGUUUCAAACGCCAUAAUCAGCAACUCGGGGAAGAACAUAAACUACUCCUAGCUAAACACGAAACACUCCGAACAGAACACGCACAACUUUCCAACCGUCUUACAAAGGCUCAAUCACGUCUAUACGAACAAACAGACCAAUCGACUGACAAUCCUAGUACUCUUCGGGUUAAGCUUGAUUUCAUGCGCAUAGAACUCCAAGAAAAACUCGAUCUAAUCGAUCAUCUAGAGCGUGUAACCAAGACGAAACCAGCCACGUAUGCCGACUUGAACGGUAUCACUGCCGACGAUCCCGGUGUUCCGCUUUCAGAGUGCUCAGAACACAAAGAG